Molecule: messenger RNA, 1543 nt
Organism: Anopheles bellator
Lineage: Eukaryota; Metazoa; Arthropoda; Insecta; Diptera; Culicidae
Gene: Tmem18
Product: transmembrane protein 18
Exons: 4
Coding region: 206-643 (145 amino acids)
Cellular component (GO): nuclear membrane
Source: RefSeq, a predicted model, not a curated record
GUAAGAACGUAAACACCUAAAACCUGCGUUGCAUGAAGCAUUGUUUGAUAUUAAAUACAUUAAAUCCUUUUACUUGCUCGUCGCGCAUCCUCUAAUUUAAUAAUUUCACUAACCGGUGUUCCUGUUGUAAGGCAAAACUAACCAUCGUGGCACCGUGAAUGGUAAUAGAAGAAAGUCCGGUUGUGAACAAACACAGACAUUAACCAUGGUGGAUGCAAAUUGGAUAGAAAUUAAUGAAAUCAAAGGAUUUCUCACGUUCCUAGCAAGUAUCGAUUGGUACGACCCGUGGUUGAUUGGAUUAAUCGCAUUCCACAUAUGCAUUACCUCGACAGCAUUGCUAACCCGCAAUUGCGGCAAUUUUCAGGUGUUUCUGUUCUUCGUGCUCUUGCUACUGGUGUACUUUUCGGAAAGCAUUAACGAGUAUGCGGCGAUUAAUUGGAGGAUUUUUUCAAAGCAGCAAUACUUCGACGAUAAAGGUCUCUUCAUAUCAGUAGUAUUUUCGGUGCCCAUCCUGCUAAACUGCAUGCUAAUGGUGGGGAGCUGGUUGUAUCAAUCGACACAACUGAUGAGUCGAUUGAAAACGGCACAGCUGAAGCAACAGAUCCGGCAAUCCAAUAGCAGGCAGCGGCUGAAGGAAGACUAAAAUCGCGUUCGCCUUCGCUUGUCCCAAGGAAAGUGCAAAUCAAGCAAAGGAAUCCACUGAAUACCUGUAUGGUUGGCAAAAGCAUGAAAUGCGCAUAUAGGAAAUUGAUGAUGACUAGAAUAGCGAAUUGAGGAUCUUUCGGGGACUUCUUUUAUGCCAGUAACCGCUACUUCGACCAUUAAGUGACUUCAAUCGAGGCGCAACGUUCCUGCCGGCGCCCAGAUGAAUUGUUUUAUUUCUAACUGUUCUCGUACUAAAAGUGCAAUAUCUAUUCAGGGAGGCAUGUUUUACUCCACUUGAUACUUGCUGACCGAUGAAAAAGUUGUUCAUUGCCUCUGCUUUCGCUUGCGGCUUAGGCGAAAAUCCUUUCUCGCCGAUGGCAGUACCUUCUUGCCGCUUAUUAUUCUUGUGUGUACUCUAUUAGAAAUUUACACAUUCGCAAGGGGAUGAUGAAACUUUGCAAUUGCUGUGAAUCGCGUUAACCAUCACAUUGCGUCGAGAACCCGCGCUGGACACGCGGAUAGAGGAUUAGGGUUUUGUUGAAAUGUUGUUCAAGAAACGAUUUUUCUGCAUUAUUAGUGAUAUGUACAUAAUGUAACAGGAAAGUACAGCAGAUGGGAUCACGUAGUGAUCGCUAAUAGGGCCCGAAGACAGGAAUGUUUCUGUAUGUGCAAUUGUGUGUGGAAUAAAGGAGUCUGUUUUAAACAUCGGGUAUGCUUUCUUCCACUGGCAACUGAUCCUUGGGUGUGUAGGUACCAGACACUGAAAGUUGAUGUAAUUGUGAUUCCCAGCCGUUUAAAUAAAAAACAAAAACCAUCUUAUAGCCAUUAUAGAACUAGCCAAAGUGUGUAUCAACAGCAAACAAAGAAAUGGAUCCUUUUUUUUUAUUAAAAUCUAUAA